Messenger RNA from Thrips palmi, 1498 nucleotides. RefSeq names its product WW domain-containing oxidoreductase (gene Wwox). Lineage: Eukaryota; Metazoa; Arthropoda; Insecta; Thysanoptera; Thripidae. The record is from RefSeq and is a predicted model, not a curated record. The transcript has 7 exons. Gene Ontology annotation, molecular function: protein binding. Bases 157 to 1404 code for a protein of 415 amino acids.
GCGGUGACGCGUCUUCUGCUUCCAGUGUCGCAGUGUCAACAACAACAUAACCUAAUCGUGGUCCUUGACAGCAGAUAGAUACCGAAAAAAAAAGUUUUGUCGCGUGACUCGCAAGUCAGUGAUAAACCUUGGUGCCUGUUGCCUGCAUAAAAUAUUAUGGCGUCGCUGCUACCUGACUCGGACAGCGAAGACGAGCUGCCGCCGGGAUGGGAAGAGAGGGCCACUGUGGAUGGUUGUGUCUAUUAUGUCAAUCAUUCAACGAAGGGAUCGCAGUGGACCCACCCAAGAACCGGAAAGAAAAAAGUUGUGUCUGGAGAAAUGCCGUUUGGUUGGGAAAAGUGUGUUGAUGAGGAGAACAAGAUAUAUUACCAAAAUAAGGAAAACAACCGGAUUACGUACACAGACCCCAGACUAGCCUUUGCUAUUGAGGAAAAGGAGCAUCCAGGAGAUUUCCGCCAAAGGUUUGAUGGAUCCAGUACAGCACUUCAAGUAUUGCAUGGGCGUGACUUAAGCGGAAGAGUUGCUAUAGUCACUGGAGCAAACACUGGCAUUGGCUUUGAAACAGCCCGAUCUUUGGCACUUCAUGGCUGUACUGUUAUAUUUGCAUGCCGUGACUUUUCACGAGCUGAGGAAGCGAUAGCCAAAAUUUUCAGUGAGCGCUCCAACACAAAAUGCGAGUUCAUCCAAUUAGAUUUGCAAUCUCUGAAGUCUGUCAGAAAUUUUGCCAUCACUUUCCAGCAAAGAUUCAGGAAACUGGAUAUGCUUAUACUGAAUGCAGGAGUAUUUGCUGUGCCAUUUUCUCUCACACCUGAUGGCUUUGAGUCUGCCUUCCAAGUUAACCACCUAAGCCACUUUUAUUUAACUUUACUUCUCAAACCCCAGUUGGCACAAGCCAAACCAGCUCGAGUUGUUGUCCUCUCUUCUGAAAGUCACAGGUUUUCCUUUUUGAACCUGGAUUCUUUGACAGAAUUAAACCUAUCCCCAAACAAUGGCUCAGGAUAUUUUGGGACAGUAGUGUAUAAUAAUACUAAACUAUGCAAUGUUCUGUUUGCUAAGGAGUUGUCAGAACGUUGGGUGAAAGAUGAUAUUCAGGUGUUCUCUGUUCAUCCUGGAAACAUGAUUUACACAGACCUUCCUCGAUAUUGGUGGCUGUAUCGCGUUUUAUUUGCUUUAGUUAGGCCCUUCACCAAGUCUCUUCAACAAGGAGCAAGCACCAGUGUCUACUGUGCAACUGCUCAUGAACUUGCUGGCUGUACAGGUUUGUAUUUUAACAACUGUUGCCGUUGCACACCGAGCAAACCAAGUCAAGAUCCAGAAAUGGCCAAUCAGCUGUGGACUCUAAGCAUCGAUAUGAUAAAGAGAGUCAUGGGUGAGGAUGCAAUCCUAAGCAAAUCACAAGGUUAAAAUAUUUUAAACUUUAUUUUUGUAUUCAAUAUUUUGUACAAAAAUUGCACAUCAUUGGAGGUAGGGUUAAAAAUAAAUGGAUGUUUGAUGAAAA